Molecule: messenger RNA, 603 nt
Organism: Gavia stellata (red-throated loon)
Lineage: Eukaryota; Metazoa; Chordata; Aves; Gaviiformes; Gaviidae
Gene: TUSC1
Product: tumor suppressor candidate 1
Exons: 1
Coding region: 1-603 (200 amino acids)
Source: RefSeq, a predicted model, not a curated record
AUGAGGCGCAUGCGCGUUGUGGACGGGCGCUGGGGCUGUAACGGCUCGGCGCGGAGAGGCCGGGCGGGGCUGGCCGCUGCCGGUAGCGGCCGCGGCGGCGGGGCGGAGGAGUUCGCCGAGCCCGGCGGCGGCCAAGAGGGCUGGCGGGGCCAGUCGCGGGGCUCGCUGCAGCAGCUGGCGGAGCGGUACGCGGACCUGGCGGCCAGCCACAGCGAGGCGCUGCGGCAGCGGGAGGAGCGGGAGUGGCACAACGCGCGGCUGCGCCAAGAGAACGCGCGGCUGCGGCUGGAGAAUCGCCGCCUGCGCCGCGAGAACCGCUGCCUCUUCCGCCAGGCCCUGCUGGGGCCCGGCCCCGGCGGCCCCGACAAGCCCGCCGCCCUGGACGCGGGCGAGGAGGCGGAGGCCCUGCGCGCCCAGCUGGGGCGGCUGCAAGAGAAGCACCGCCGGGCCUUGCAGCACCUGCGGCGCUGCCGGGCCGCCGGCGGGCCGGAGGCCUCGGAGCUGGACGACGGGGAGCUGAACGAGCUGCUGGAGGAGGACGAGCAGCCGCCGUCUCCGCCCGAGCAGCCGCUGGAGAAGAGGAGCCUAGUGCCGCCCGUGUAG